Molecule: messenger RNA, 2866 nt
Organism: Gambusia affinis (western mosquitofish)
Lineage: Eukaryota; Metazoa; Chordata; Actinopteri; Cyprinodontiformes; Poeciliidae
Product: L-amino-acid oxidase-like
Exons: 8
Coding region: 79-1635 (518 amino acids)
Biological process (GO): amino acid catabolic process
Molecular function (GO): polyamine oxidase activity; L-amino-acid oxidase activity
Source: RefSeq, a predicted model, not a curated record
GUGAAGGAAUGAUAGAAAAGAAACGCCGUUUCCAUCAGGAGCCCAUUUCUCCUGCAGCUCCUCUCCAGAAAAGUUAAGAUGGGGACUCGUGUGCUGCUGUGGGUUUUAUGUCCUCUGCUGCUGCUCAGCGUGUGCAGACCGGCCGCUGCGGUCAGCGUCAAGGAAGACCUGGCCGAAUGCCUGAACGACACCGACUACAGCGACCUGAUGAACACCAUGAAGAACGGCCUCCCCCCCAUUAAAACCUGUCAUCAUGUUGUCAUAGUCGGAGCCGGCAUGGCUGGACUGACGGCCGCCAAGCUGCUGGGGGAAGCAGGACACCAGGUGACCAUAGUGGAGGCCAGCGGUCGGGUUGGAGGCCGUGUGCACACCUACAGGAAUGAAAACGAAGGCUGGUACGCCGACCUGGGAGCCAUGAGGAUCCCCAGUUAUCACUAUAUCGUCCGAUCAUUAAUCCAAGAAUUUGGUUUGAAGAUGAAUAAAUUUCGCAUGGUCGACAAGAACACCUUCUACUACAUCCACGGCCUGCGGACGAAAACGUACGCCGUGAUGAACAACCCCGACGUUCUGAAGUACAACCUGCCAAAACCAGAACGCCACAUAUCGCCGCUGAAGCUGCUGGAGAGGGCUCUGCGAAAGGUCAAAGAAGAGGUCAAAGCUCACGGCUGCAAAGCUAUGCUCAAGAAAUACGACCAUUAUUCUGUAAAGGAAUAUUUGCUAACUGAAGGCGGUCUGAGCGCAGAGGCAGUGAGGAUGAUCGGGGAUUUGCUGAAUGAAAACAGCCUCAUGCAUCUGGCUCUGACUGAGAUGAUCUACAUCGAGAACGACGUCAGCGACGUCACCACGUACGAUGAAAUAACUGGAGGGACGGAUCUUCUGGCCAGCGCCUUCCUGACUGUCCUGGACGCUCCCAUCCUUCUGGACUCCCGGGUGAGGCGGAUCCACAGGUCUCAUAAGGGUGUGACCGUGUGGUACCAGAGGGAAAACAAUCCGUCUUUAGAAAGUCUCCAGGCCGACGCUGUGCUGGUCACCACCACGGCCAAAGCUGCCCUCUUCAUAGAGUUCGAUCCGCCUCUCUCCACCAGAAAGAUGGAGGCCUUGCGCGCCGUUCACUAUGAAAGCUCGACCAAAAUCAUCCUCACUUUUAAGGAAAAGUUCUGGGAGAAAGAUGGCAUCAUGGGAGGGAAGAGCAUCACAGACAGACCCAGUCGCUUCAUCUACUACCCCAGCCACAGUUUCCCAGGAAACGACAGCAUCGGCGUCCUCCUGGCCUCCUACACCUGGGGCGACGACUCGCGCCCCUACCAUGGAGCCAGUGAUGAGGAGCUGAAGGAGCUGGCCCUCAGGGACCUGGCGCACAUCCACGGCGAGAAAGUCCACCAUCUCUGCACGGGCGUGAUCGUGAAGAAGUGGGAACUGGAUCCGUACAGCCUGGGUGCGUUCGCUCUGCUCGCUCCGUACCAACACAUCGAGUAUUCUGCUGAGCUCUUCAGGCAUGAAGGACACAUUCACUUUGCAGGAGAACACAUGGCUUUUCCUCAUGCUUGGAUUGAAACGUCCAUGAAAUCUGCGAUCAGGGCAGCUAAGAAUAUUAACAAGGCCGUGCAGAAAGAUUCCUGCAAAACUGAGCUGUGAGACACCAAGUCUGAGAGACAAAGUGAUUCUAUUUACAGGAGGUUCAACAUCUCACCUUCUUCACAUUUAACAAAAUUGAUGUCAAAUGUGUGCAGGUAGUACGUUUGCACCACAGUUGAUUUACACAAAAUGUGUUUAAUUCUGUAAAUGUGGGGGACUGGUUGACCUUGGAUGCCCUCUGGAAACAAUUUUAAAUUUUUAAAAUGAUAACGCAAAGUUGUUUUAUUUUGUUGCACAAACAUUUGACACCAAUUUUGUUUAAUUUGAAGAAAUCACAAUUUUAAACGAUAUAUUUGGUCAGUUUGAUCAUCAUCCAGCUCAUUUUAUUCCCUUCAUGCAUUUUGAAUUUGGUUCAGUUCAUCCCAGUUCAGAACAAAUAUUUUAGAGGCGCUUAAUCAGAUCCAAUUCAUGUGCAUAAAUAUAUGAUAACAUAAAGACAGUUAUAUAGAUAUACUGAAAUGCAAAUGGUCUCAUUUCAGUCCUAGUUAAAAUAAAAAAUGGUGCAAAAAAGUUGGUCAAAAUAUCUUCUAGCAACAGAAGUUCAGUCCAGAUAUUUUCAUGAACAAAACCCAAAAUGUUGGAGAUAUUUUCCUAAAUCUGUUGUAAAAGAGAUUAAGGAAAAUAUUGCUUAAUUAAAACCAAUAAGUUUCACUGUUUGUCUUUAAUAUCCACUGUGUGCAGAUACUCUUACAUUUUUAUAGUUUUUCAGGCUGCAGUGAAAAAGUUUUAUUUGACUCUGAUGAAUGUAAAGUUACAAAAGGACUUUUGUUUACAAUUACAUCCAAAACUGAAGUAAAACUGAAAGGUUAGUGCAUGUUAACAUGAGGAAAUAUUAUUAAAUAUUUAUUUUACUUCUGCAUGAAAUGCCUGAAAUAUUUUAAACUUUAUAUUACAGAUUUUUAAACAUAUUCAGGAUUACAGAAACAGCCAAUAGAGAUAUAAAUACUUUUGGUGACCAGCUGGUCAUGAUAACCAGUCUGUAUUUAUUAAACAUAAAUGGUAAUGGGAAAUGUAUUUAAAGUCCUUAUGCUCUCUAGUCGUGUUAAUCUGAAGUUAAAGUGUUUUUGCUCUAGAGGUGAUAUUGUUCUUUCUUUCUUUCUUUCUUUCUGAGUUCAGUUGCAUUUCACAAACCUGCUGGAUUUACUUCAACCAAAACUCUUUGACUGAAUAUAAUUGACAUGUUUUAUUUUCUUUAUACGUGUUGAAUUUACAAAUAAAGCACCGUAUUUAA